CAGGGUCCUUGCGGCCGCCGUAGUCAAGUGGCCGGUGGAAUUGGCCCAGGAUGACAGCUGGAGAAUGGAGUCAGUUUUAUCCAAAUAUGAAAACCAGAUUACUAUUUUUGCUGACUACCUAGAAGAAUUUCCAGAUACGGAUGAGCUGGUAUGGAUCUUGGGGAAACAGCAUCUCCUUAAAACGGAAAAAUCUAAGCUGUUGUCUGAUAUAAGUGCUCGUCUGUGGUUUACAUACAGAAGGAAAUUUUCGCCAAUUGGGGGAACUGGCCCUUCAUCAGAUGCCGGCUGGGGAUGCAUGCUCCGCUGUGGACAGAUGAUGCUGGCUCAAGCUCUUAUCUGCAGACACUUGGGCAGGGACUGGAACUGGGAGAAACAAAAAGAACAACCCAAAGAAUACCAACGGAUCCUACAGUGCUUCUUAGAUAGAAAGGAUUGUUGCUACUCUAUCCAUCAAAUGGCACAAAUGGGUGUAGGAGAAGGGAAAUCAAUUGGCGAAUGGUUUGGACCAAAUACAGUUGCACAGGUGUUAAAAAAACUUGCUUUAUUUGACGAAUGGAAUUCCUUGGCUGUUUAUGUUUCAAUGGAUAACACAGUGGUCAUUGAAGAUAUCAAAAAAAUGUGCUGCGUCCUUCCCUCAAGUGCUGACACAGUUGGUGAGAGCCCCCCUGGCACUCUGAAUGCUUCGAAUCAGAGUAGGGGCACCUUUGCCUGCUGCCCAGCCUGGAAACCCCUGCUGCUUAUUGUGCCCCUUCGCCUGGGCAUAAACCAAAUCAAUCCUGUCUAUGUCGAUGCGUUCAAAGAGUGUUUUAAGAUGCCCCAGUCUUUAGGUGCCUUAGGAGGAAAACCAAAUAACGCCUAUUAUUUCAUAGGAUUCUUAGGUGAUGAGCUCAUUUUCUUGGACCCUCACACAACCCAGACUUUUGUUAACACCGAGGAAAAUGGAACAGUUGAUGACCAGACUUUCCAUUGCCUGCAAUCCCCUCAGCGAAUGAACAUCUUGAACUUGGAUCCUUCCGUAGCAUUGGGAUUUUUCUGCAAAGAAGAAAAAGACUUUGAUAACUGGUGUAGCCUUGUUCAGAAGGAAAUUCUAAAGGAAAAUUUAAGGAUGUUUGAAUUAGUUCAGAAACACCCAUCGCACUGGCCUCCCUUUGUUCCUCCAGCCAAGCCAGAAGUGACAACUUCUGGGGCAGAAUUCAUCGACUCUACUGAGCAACUAGAGGAGUCUGACCUGGAGGAAGAUUUCGAAAUUCUGAGUGUAUAGAAUAAUGGAACCUCAUCUUGGUGAUCUGUCUUCCACCUGGCACCAGAAGAACACGAAGCCCUUACAUAACACUUUUCUAGUCAGCAAGUGCCUGAUAUGCCAACAGCAUACAAACUUGAUAGCAAUCAUGACUGAGCCAAUCACCAUUUCUCAGAAAACAAACAACAGCAACCCUUCCCCAGAAUGAACUAGAACAAUCAUGGAAUGUAGGAGCAGAAAGAAUUAGGAGCUGUCCCUUGCUUCCCAGCUUGUCUUACCUGGCCACCGCAAGUCUUCAGCUACUGAAACGAGAAGGUGGAGGUCAGACAGCAGCUCCCAUCUUGCUUCCAGCACCAGCAGAGGAGAGAUGGUUACCCUGUGCUUCUUCACCCUUUCAGGUGUGACCUCUUUGGAGCUAAAUACUAAGAAGCAAUCUAAUCUAUUCUCUUUCUCUAAUAAUAAAGUGAUUGCAUCAGGGAGAGAAAGUUCUUGUUAAAUUAUUUGAAUAUGUAUUUUAAAUAAUUAUAAUUUACAUCAAAAAUGUGUCAAAGAAACUAUAUCAAAUGUGCACUCAUUGGCCUCCUUCCUAUUUGAGGGAACCUCACCAUUUGAUGGGUUACUGUCACCGUCCUUACUGAUGUUUUUGUCAGAUGUCACCCUAUCCUUAAAUCAAAUCAUGAUCGCUUAAAUCAGGGGUUGGCAAACUUUCUGUGAAGGGCCAAAUAGUAAACAUUUUGGGCUUUGCAGGCCACGUGGCCUCUGUCACAGCUACUCAGCUCUGCUGUUGAGGUGCAAAAGUAGCCAUAGACAGCGUGCACACAAAUGAACCUGGCUGUAAGCCAAUAAAACUUUAUUUACAAAAACAGGUGGCGAGCUGGAUUUGGCCUGCAAGCUGUAUAGUUUGCCAGUCACUGACUUAAAUGUUGAUUUGGGGGAAAUAAAAAAUUGUGUCUGAAUUAGACUCCACUUUGGUUGGCAGUCAUAAUUAGAAAAAAAUUAUUCAUGUGGUGACAUUUAAUCUUAAGUACAUCAGAUGCCAUUCCAAACCACUUCAGGAUGAGCAACAGAGUAAAUCUUAAAAUCUUUUCGUCAAAUUGGCUUUGCUAAACACUCUUUUGUGUGGAUAUACCUCAAGUCCAAGUGGUGUCUUCCCAUUUUCCUCUCCUUACCUGUUAACUUGUGUGCAUUUCACCUCCCUCCUCCACCAAGUCCCCAAGGAAGGCCAGCAACACAGCUUGAAAGCUCGCACAAAACCCAAGUUUGCUUUGUUUUGCUUGUAUAUUUAGGAACAUUAGAACAUUUGUUUCCUUAAAUUCCAUUUUAUUCUUUUUUUUCCCAGUAGGCAGUAUAUUACAGUGGUUCAAAAUUCAAAAGGUGCAAAAUGGUUUGCAGUGAAAUGUCUGUGUCUCCCACAGGUCGGUUCCCUUCCUGAAUGCUCCCAGUGUCGUUACUUUCUUGUUUAUUGGUCCAGAAUAUCUAUAUUCUGCAUAUACAAAUAUAUGCAUAUAUGUCUUAUAUUUGGUUUCAACAACCUUGUUUCUCUACUUUUGAUUUGUCUAUAAAGGAUCCUGUAGACCCAGAGUAUAAAAACCCAUUUCUUGAACUCUAGCCUGGAUAGGGCUAAAAACAGUUAUAGGCAUAUUUUGAAACAAG
This is a messenger RNA of Panthera uncia (snow leopard), 2893 nucleotides long. RefSeq names its product autophagy related 4A cysteine peptidase (gene ATG4A). The transcript is spliced from 13 exons. Gene Ontology annotation, molecular function: protein-phosphatidylethanolamide deconjugating activity. The record is from RefSeq and is a predicted model, not a curated record. The coding region runs from base 65 to 1261 and encodes 398 amino acids. Lineage: Eukaryota; Metazoa; Chordata; Mammalia; Carnivora; Felidae.